Messenger RNA from Hordeum vulgare subsp. vulgare (domesticated barley), 923 nucleotides. RefSeq lists its product as uncharacterized. Lineage: Eukaryota; Viridiplantae; Streptophyta; Magnoliopsida; Poales; Poaceae. The record is from RefSeq and is a predicted model, not a curated record. The coding region runs from base 1 to 711 and encodes 236 amino acids. The transcript is spliced from 7 exons.
AUGGCGGACAACCUGCUCUUUGUCAAGCUAUACGGGAGAUCAGGUGUACGCCUUAGCUGCUGCGAAGAGAGCUCGAGCGAGACUGAAAGCCCUUCCUCGCGUGGGAGCGACGAGGAAGGGACAGAUGGGAGCGAGAGUGGGUACAGAUGCGCCAUUGCUAUCACCCCUUCCGGAGUCUGUCUCCUCCUCCUCUGGUGUCCGCCUCUCGUCUCGCCUUAUCCCUUUCUCCUCCCUCCUUCCCCACUCGACCCACCCACAACCAUCGCCGAUGAUGUCCAUCACCUCCACCGCCGGGACCCUGCUCUGCCCGCCGCCCGUCUCCAGGGGCGGACGGCGCGGAGGCAGGUGCGCCGUCCGAGCCCAAGCGGCCGGAGACGGGGGAGCGGCGUAUUCGUCCGAGCAGAAGUCUGUGGAGAUAAUGCGCAAGUUCUCGGAGCAGUAUGCCCGCUGCUCCUGCACCUUCUUCUGCUCCGACAAGUUCGUCACCGCCGUCGUCAUCAAGAAGAAAAACAUCUUUUUUGCACGGGCAUGCUGACCACAAGGAUCAACUCGGAGCUCCUCUCUGCCCCUGCAGGCAUUACGACGACAAGGCCGCCGAGGCGCCCCAAGGCUUCUGGAACUGCCCGUGCGUCCCCAUGCGAGAAAGGAGGCAUUGUUAAUUACCUAGUGUUGGCAGCGAGACAGCGAGAGCUGCAACUCCAACAACCUUGAGGGGCAACUCCGAUUUCCUCUGGCUUAACCAUCGUACACAGGAAAGGUUUAGGACCUUGACCAGCUCUUACUACAGAGGGGCACAAGGGAUCAUCAUGGUGUACGAUGUUACUCGCCGAGACAUGUUCACAAAUCUGUCUGACAUAUGGGCCAAGGAAAUUGACCUGUAUUCGACCAACCAGGACUGCAUAAAGAUGCUUGUAGGAAACAAA